UCGUAUUUUUGCUGACAUGUCAGAGCAGUCUCCUGGUUCUCGCCGAUUAAGUAUGUGGGAACACAUGCUUAGAAUUCGACCUUUGGCACGUAGUCCGCAUUGACGAAAGUAGCAAGGAACUUUCAUCUGACUCAAAUCAGUUGUGGAAUCUCAUUUGCUCCGGUUGAUUUAGGUACCCCUUUGAAUUGAUUGGAAAUCAGUUUUUGUGAGAAGUUUAUUUGGUUUCAACUAAAAAUGGAACCGUCCAGUGCACGAUUUUUGGCGCUAUUGAUUCUAUUUUGUGGUGCAAUAGUGAAAACUGUGGAAUCAUUCGAAAAAGAUGAUGUUAUCAAACACAAUACGAAAGUGGGCGAGAAACGCAUAUCUGCACAGAUCUUGGCACUUAUAGACCAUUACAAGCAAGAAGAUCCUGUUGGAAUUCCAGGGGCACCGAUUCCUGACCCUAUGCCUGUGCCUGACAUAAGUAAAUCACUUGGCCUUGCUACUUUCAAUAUGAGAAACGUUCUCGCUCAUGGCCUUUCUAAAUUUCGAAUAAAAAAUUUGAAUAUUGACAUCAAAGAAUUGAAGGCGUUCGUUGGAAUUCAACUAGAUAACAUGAACAUGGUCGGUGAUUACACAUUAUCCUCGCUCUUCAGUCGAACCCAAGGACCCUUCAAAGUGAUGCUCAAAAAUGUUAUGGUAAAAGGCAACGCUUCCUUGGCGGUUCAGCGAGACGGAAUGAUAAAAACAGACGACAUUCAAAUCGACAUAACCUUCUCUGACAUGGCGAUGGAUUUUCAAAAUCUAGGGAUAUUGGGGAGCGUGUUCCAAGGGUUUAUUAACUCGGCCCCUACCUUAGUUUUUGAUUCAAUGAAACCAUUUAUGUUAGCUGAAGCUUAUAAGCAAAUCCGCACUGAAAUUGAUUCAAAUAUAGCUAACGCAACGGGUGAGUUCCGUUUCCCCAACUCAAUUUCGCCUCUGGAUAUGGCCAUUGCUGAAGGACGCAAGAAAGUGCGCAGUAUGGGCUAUGAACCUUAUAUGAUUCGGGAUUAUAAUCACACUAUGGGGUUGUUCUCAAUGCAAAUGACCAACACAUAUUUAACAGGGGCAUCUUCAUUCUAUAGAGUAGGGAAUAUGACGGUGGUCAUGGCAAACAACACAAUAUCCAUGCGUUUUCAAGUUGGUACUCAGAAGCUGGCGGGCGCCACGCAAUGGGAAGUUGGAAUGGGAAAUGGAAUGGUCACUAGAGCUGGACAUGCCGAGUUUACAGUGCAACACAUUAAAGCAACUAUUGAAGUCAGCCAAGCACUAGAUUUGCGAAAACGACCUCAAAUUAAAGAUCUACAAUUCGACUUGGGCAACAUCCAGAUACGUUGCGACGGUGCUGGAACUCUAGACUACAUUUUGGAAUUUGGAGUAAAUGUCUUGCCGAACUUACUACGUUAUCAAAUUAUGGAUGGGCUUGAAAAUCCCAUCAAAGUAAGGAUUCAAGAGAAGAUGAACGCGAUUGACGUGGAGAUGGCAAUCCGGCAGUAUUUACCACAGUUCGAAAAAAUGGGUUUGGAUGCUGACUUCAAUUUUAAAUUGUAAUUUUCCAUAGAACCUUUGUAGAUUUAAGAUGUAAGUUUAGAAGUUCAGAAAUAUUGAAAAUUUAUAGAGAAUAAAUAAAGAUUCCUUUUUUCGAGAAUGG
This is a messenger RNA of Hermetia illucens (black soldier fly), 1669 nucleotides long. RefSeq lists its product as uncharacterized. The transcript has 3 exons. The record is from RefSeq and is a predicted model, not a curated record. NCBI's taxonomy places the organism in Eukaryota, Metazoa, Arthropoda, Insecta, Diptera, Stratiomyidae. The coding region runs from base 235 to 1569 and encodes 444 amino acids.